AGUAUCUAUGGAGAAUAUUACACAAUAGGGAAAGACUGAUAAGGAGAGUGAAGUUGACAGGUAUUUGAAAUCCAGAAGUGCAGAUGUAUAACGGUCGGCCAGAACUUUUUGAAUCUGGUUACGGUUUUGAAAAAAAACACACACAAUUGGAAAAACACACAAUAUUUUAAAGCUUACUUCACUUAAUAUGGCGCCAUCGAUAUAAGAAAACAAAACGUAAACGUAUGGUUUACCACAUACAAAGAACUCCCGUGCAACGCAAGCAUUAUUUUCAAUCAAUCACUGCCACUGGAGGGUGUCGUUCCAUCGGUCCAUACCUUCGCGGCAUCCGCCGGUUCCGACUUGCCGAUAGUGCCCGCCUAACGUGGCGUUUGAUUGGCUGACGACAGGGACGACACGAUAAAUGGAUAAAAUAUCGUCUAUAUUGGCAGUUAGUGUCGCGUUGCCAUUGAAGAGUGACUCCACUUUCCACAGGGUAUAGAAGAGAGUGAAAAAGAUUCCGCUUCGGUGCGUUUCAAUAAUCCGCCUCCCAAGUCGGCCAUGCUCGAGCAUUGGAAGGAACAGGGUGCGCCACCCAAUACGCUUCAGAGCAAUCGAUAAAGCGCGAAACGAAAAUCAAUAGCCGUUCAUUCCGUCCUUUCACAGCGCAGCAUUUUCUGUGUUGUUAAAGCGUGGAGAGUAUGGGAAGGUGCUUUUUUCUCAUUAGAAUGAAAGUACCACAGUUCAUCGUUGGUUGUGUUAACUUCCAAUGGAUUUUAAUUUGUUUAAAAUACUGCUAAAAAUUGUUGACAUGUUUUUGAUAAUCAGUUUCCGCGCUAACAUGAACGUGCAGACGCAUAAAGUUCAUGCACAGGGUGCCAAUAUUAUAUGCUUUGCUAUUGACCCUACAUCAUGUUCACACAUUGCAUCCAGUCAAGUGCACACAUUUCAGUUGGAACCGUUCGUUAAAAGCCUUUAAUCCAUAAACAACAUGCUUCAUUGGAGUUUUCGCAACCAUUGCACGAGCGGCGGACACAAAAACUAAAUUGAUUGCUGCUACCCGAGAGUAUCCGAGUAGCAAGGCGGGCGGCAGGCAGGCAGUCCUCCAAUCCUGGGUGUGCUGUAGUGAUGCUUGGAAAAAGCCAUCCGACCAGACCGGGACAAGCCAGACUGCAUUAAGCAAGGGAUUUUAAGGAUUUGGUUCGGGUGAAAUUUAUCGCCCUAGCUUUUCCGUUACUCGUGUCUGAGGAUAAUGUUUAUCGUGCUUGCUUUCAAUGACAAAGGCACUAGCACUAGCACAAAACGAUUGAAACGUAAAGUCUAAUAUAUUGGCCUCGAGCAACAAUUGCUGGUGUGUUUGGUUGGUUUUAUAAAUGUGUUUUUUUUUUCUUUUGCAUUCGCUAUAUAUUUGUAAAUUUGUGUUUGUCUUUUAUUCAAGAAGUCUUCUAAGCGUUUCAGCUGUCUCAUGACGUGGACGACAUGUCAUUAGGGUCAUUUAAUCGUUUGAAUACAAUGAUAGUAAAAUUAAAUUGCACUCUUGGAUGCUUAUCCACAUAUCUAUCCUUCGUUUGUUUUAUGAUCCACUACACACGACGUGCCAAAUAUCAUUUACAGUACACGCAAUUGAGUCCACACAUACACUCUCAGCAUACGACUGUUCCGAUAACAGGAACGGUAUAAAGUUGCCCGGUUGAAAAUACAUAAGAUUGUGAAACCAAUUGGAAGUAAUAUGCACCACAACAGCUGUUUCAAUUUGUGUGCUAUGUGCGAUUAGGGUAAAAAGACACUUGCUGUACAUCAUGCUGUUCCUAUAGACUAUUUUUAAAUAAUUAAAAAAUAUGCAAAUAUUUCCUUUAAUAUGGCCGUUUUAUUAAAACUGUUUUGUUAGAACCAUGCAGAACGCGUUGUGAAGAGCUAGAGUAUUGAUCUACACUCUUGACCAUUUUGCCAUCAAUAUCUUUAUUCUUACACACAUAGCGUCAUCAUCGAGCCUGAACAAAAAUUCUCGGAACUCGGAUGUUUACAUAUCGUCCUUUGCAUAAAUCUUUCAAUUCCGAACCCUCACGUUUGGACCAACCAUGUUGAUUUAGGAUCAUCGGUAAUGUAACGAAGAUGUAAAAGUUAUGGGUGUUGUCCUUGGCCCUGGUUUUAGAUGUGUUUAUACACAAAAGCUUCAUCUAACUGCGUGUUAACCAUGGCAAGGGGCAGACCUAUAAUACAUCCAAUAGUUGAUCGAUUGAGUUUUAAGGUUUCAGAAAAUGACAUCCUUAAAUCAUCAAAAUCGAACCUAACGAUAUGUAGAUGAGCUGGAAUUUAUUAAUUCUUGCCAUGAUUGAUACGUUUGCAAAAUAAUGUUUACAGCAGAUUGUUGAUUUUGUAUGAUUAAAAACAACGAAUAUUGGGGCCCUUCACGAUUAUAGUCAGUUUUUUUAUGGAGUUUGACAUUUGGAGGCUGAAAUCAUGUAAACACUCCAUACAAAACCACACAUAAAACUAGCCUGCAAUUUUCAGUCUAGAUUAUUCUAGCCUCAAAGCUAGAAUUAGAUUCGAGUACCUGCUCGAAAACACGGUGUUGUUUACAUUUAUCCCAAGGUGCAUUGAAGAGAUCAGGUGAUGGAAUCUGGAAUCAAAGUGUAUGUAGUCCAGGUGCUCUCAUAGCUUGUUUUUAUAACCAAAUUUGAAUAUCACUCUUUGACAGGAUGGGUGCAAACUUUUUUUCAAACGAGCUUUUUGGAGGCUUGACGAAUACUCAAAACACUCUUAAAAUCUUCAUUCAGAAGCAGAAGCGAUAAAAAUCUGUCUUCUAAAUUCAUACACUUUGGCAUAAGCCCACCUGUAUAUUAUACUCACUUAGAUAGCUGCUCGAAAACUGCUAUACAAUGCAAACAGCUGACAGGCUGAAAUAUCAGCCUACAAGCUUACAACGGAAAGGGCCCCGUUGAUGUUAUUUUAAACCAAACAUGGAAUGGGAUUUAGUUUACACUCCAAUAUUAAAUACUCGACACAUUUUCAUUUGUUGCAUGUUCCGAAAAGAGACCUCUACAUCUGAAAAAUAGCAAAUUCUGCUCACGUUGUCGGUAAUGUAGCUGUACUCUUAGGGCAGUGUAGCAAUAUUCGUAAAGUACAUUAACGGCAGGGAUGUUACAGUUUCAGUAAAAGAAACUAUCACCAUUGAACAUGAACACAUAAUACCCUUUCCCAUGCUAGUGGUAUGGCUAUACCAGUGUGCACUCAACUCCAGCACAAUUAUCAAAAUAGAAAGUGAUUAAGUUUGAUUGCUCCAGAACCAUGUUCAUUUCAGUCAUUGGGUCUGCUGAACACAAUGCAUCGUUGCUGGAGCUAGCAAUAAUUUUCAUAAAGGUUGAAUGAAUUUUGAACCCUCAUUAAUGGCUAAAGUUUUUUUGGUUCGUCCUCUUGAGCUGAGUAAAGGUUCGUUGUUAGGCGUUCGUCCUGUGCUGUACUAACAGCUCGUUUGGAAACAAUUGUUCAUAUUUCGUUACCAGAGCUCCAUGCACUGUGAAAAGCUUAGCAAAGAACUGUACAGAUUGAUUUUUUCAUUUAUGCUCCAAAACGUGUACCGAAAGUUAGUUAAAGUUUAACACGUCAUACAGCAUAAAAGAAACGCUCAAAUGCUUUGUCGCCAUGUGGUUUUAAUCUUCCCGUUAGUAGAAAGUUUCAACGAGACGUUCUGCCAUAUACACCUUCAUCUGGAUUAUUUUCCGAAACCGUCCGAUGAAAAGUUUGCCAUUGAUCGACUUAACAGGGAAUUGAUGAAAGUGUGUGCGAUGUGGUUUCAAUGGUUGAGUGAAUCCUUGUGGCCAGCUUUACGCAAAAGCAGCAUGACGUCGGCAAUAUUACUUGAUGAGCAUCGGUCCAGCCGGGGCCGGGCAAAAAUUGAGUUCUGAUCAAAAGUUUUGAACCAUUUACUUUUGCGUGCUGAAACCGCAGCUCGUACUUUGAAAACUAUCGUCCCUUGUUGCAGAGUAGUGGCAACGUUGCGAUGUAGUCUUUACCACGUGUGAAAUGGUUCUUUGGGCAUGGGUUUAGUGUUGCUCGCCAUGUUGUUGGGGUGAAAUAUAGAACACAAUCUUUUUUAUUGUAUCUUGAUGCAAACCUCAAAUUCAAAAGACCUUAACAAUUGCUAUAUGUGCAAUAACUUAUCAAGUUAUCAAGAAAUUGGUCCAUUUGUACGUGCUUGACCCGAACUGUUCUUCGACUUGUGCCAACACGGCUUCAUGCUGGCUGCUAUAUAUCAAUAGAGCGAACCCAAAUUUCCGUCAAUUGCUUCCGCUUGUUUCCGAUGACAGGCGAUUUCCCGUGACAGAUUUCUAUUACUGCAACAAUACGCAACGCGCCUUAAGCCUCAUCGUCGGUGGCAUUUUCAUUUUUCUGGUUCAAAAAAGACGACCAGCCUACACUAUUCGGCACAGAAAAUCGAACAGCAAUGAUUUGUUCACUGAAACGUGAUGGAUUUGUGGUGAUCGGGCACGUCAAUGAUGUGUAUGUGUGUGUGCAAAAAAAUAAUAACCACAACAAUACACCGGAUGGAGAGAGCGCGAGAAGCGUAUACGCAAAGAGAGGGGCGGUGUGCCAAAAUUUGAUUCGACAGUAAUUCUCGCCGCCCGUCCUUGGAUAGCGUGUGAACAAAAGCCGACACAGCCUCAAAGGAGUCGAAUAAGAAAACUUCGCAUUCGGUGAAGCGAAAUGAAAACAAAUCUAUUGAAUUGAUUUUCACAGUUGCCGAUCGAGGAAAGUGUAUGGGAGUAUUGCGUGGUCAGCAUUAUUUCUGAAUCGUAUCACUGAAUCGGUUAAUUGAAAACUAAAUUGAUAUUAGAGUGAGAGGGCAGUUUAUUUCAAAUACAGUUUCGUUUUACUAUAUUCAAGCUAAGGUGAAAAUAUAUGUCUUUUCUAAUUAAUUUAAUUUAAAAAAAAACUAUACCGUGCGACAUUAAAAACAUAAUGCCUUUAGUUACUCAUUUAAUAAAGAAAAAACAUUCACAUAACCCAUUUGUUCAACAGUUUAACAGUGACACGCUACAGGUUUUUUUAUUUUACUUGGCUAGUUCGAAUGUGAACAAAAGCUUUUGCUUAAGCUGCACCUGUACUGGAAUUCUAAUGGGAUCAUAAACAAGCGUUUCAAUUCUAGAAAGCUUUCAUGACCUGUACGUUUCGUUAUGCCCCAAAGUUCACACAAUGGUAGAAAUUGGUGUACGGAAGGUGAAAAAAAAACGAACAUUUUCCCGGAAGCAAAGUUUUUAGUUGUUGUUGGCGCUGUUAGCCCCACGCCAUGAAACCCUCCCGCUUGCCCGCUCAUUUCAAGGAUCAUUAUCGCGGAAGUCACUAUCGAACCAACAAACUGCACUUUUCCGCCCGUUGCGCGCGUCGGGUGUAACCCGGAGCAACGGCGCUCCAGCUCCGCGGCAUGCAACCGUUCGGUGGCGCCACCCUGAUGAGCCCGGCACGGUUAAACCGGAAUGACGAUUGACGAACGGAGUUUGUGUGUGGGCCCAGCCGACCCGAGCCUGUCAGUUGCAACUUGCACAUCAUGCACCACGGUGGCAGUGGUAGUAGUAGUGAUCCGCGCUAUCGACCGGGCGGCUCCGAAGGUCGCGAAAGUGACAGUGACAGUGGUGCGAGAUGUCGGUCAUGGGGCCGACAGUGGGUGCUGCACUUGACAAUGGUGGCCCUGUUUUUGACCUCCUACGGGUACGAUCCCUACCUGCGAGAGCGGGAGCUCGAGCAGCUCGCCCUGGCAGAGGACGACGACGGUGUGCUGCUGAGUGUGGCGUCCCAUUACCAUGAUCCCGAGCAGGACGAUCCGGGCGAGGAGGACAUCGAAAUACACUACCACCUGCUGCUGUACGUACCGCGAGUGUUGGCGGUGCUGCUGCUGGCUGUCGCUCCGCAGAAAGUGUCGAUCGAGCUGCUGGCGAAGAUCGUACACUUUGCGCAUCCAGUGAUUGCGCUGCUGUACGCGCUUCUUCACAUUCCCGACUUCCUAUCCUACGAGCUGCGGUACAUUGGCUGCCUUUCGGAGCUGUUUUGGUCAGCGAAGCUGGUGCUGUACCUUUGCCAGCUGGUGGUGUGCUCGCCGAAAGCCGAACGGCUUUACUAUCUGAUCGCGGGCGCCUUAGUGUUGAGCCUCGGUUCGGCAACACAACCGUUCGUUGCGGAACUGGGAACAAUCUAUCCUGCUUUGUCACAGUACACGCUCAAUUUGGCCAUUGCGUUGCUACAAGUGGGCAUCUGUCAGCCAAUGCUGUUCUGUGGCACUUGCGUCAGUUGCGACAGCGCCGCAACCAAUUCAGCGCAAAAGUUAAGCUACGCUUUGCUCAACCAAUUCACGGUGGUGAUUCUGAUAGCGACCGUUGCUUUAAAUAGCAUCCUUUUCCAAUGGUUUCUUACAGACAACUCAACCUUACUCCGGCCAUUUCUACCGUUUCUCAGCUCCGACGAUCUGUUCGGCGUGUUUUGGCAGCUGUUCUACGUGGCGGCUGUAUUUUCCACGUUCGGGUUUCUGCUGAUAUACCUGCGAACGGCAGAUCUGAUGGUGGCAUCCUUCGGAAGUCAGUUUCUUGCCGGCGUGCUCUACCUCUAUCUGGAGGAACCGAUUGCUGCUCGGUUUGCGCUGAUUACGAACAGCUUCGCCGUUGCAACUGGACUCGAGCAGCUGCUAACGCUUUAUGGACUGGUGCACAAUGCAGUGGCUGUGCUGGGACUUACCUUUGCACUAAUUAACCUGCAGCCAUACGCGUUCUUUGGGCUGCUGCUGACGCUGUGGAGCUCGCCGGAUAUUUGUGCGGUGGUUGUGCUGGCUUUCAAUGGAUUCUUUGCGCUGUUUUUGGUGGUGGUCCGAACGUGGCUAAACUGUGAGCCAACUGCACACGAAUGUUCGGCAACUGGGUCGAAAAAGUUCGCCACCCAAAUUACUACCAUUACGUGAAUGUGUUUUGCGGUGCCCUUUGCAUGUUGGUUGUUGAAUAAACGUUUGUAUACGAGUUGAAUUGCACAAUGGAAA
Anopheles gambiae (African malaria mosquito) is the source of this 6997-nucleotide messenger RNA. RefSeq lists its product as uncharacterized. The record is from RefSeq and is a predicted model, not a curated record. Bases 5525 to 6922 code for a protein of 465 amino acids. The transcript has 2 exons. Lineage: Eukaryota; Metazoa; Arthropoda; Insecta; Diptera; Culicidae.